Messenger RNA from Clunio marinus, 1638 nucleotides. NCBI's taxonomy places the organism in Eukaryota, Metazoa, Arthropoda, Insecta, Diptera, Chironomidae. The record is from the annotation of a GenBank genome assembly.
CGUGACAAAUGUUGUAAAUUCAAGGAAAUAUUUAGUUUUUCAUUAGCUGAUUAGUUUUCUGGAAUAAUUUGCUUGUGGUCUUUAGUUUGCAAUGAAAAUAUUUCAAAGACAGAUAUAUAAAUACAUCAUGGAGUAAUUAAAGACUUAUUAAUAAUCUUUAUCAAAGAAUUUCGCAAAAAUGGUGAAUUCUUCUCUCACUUACGAGAUUUUAAUGUACUUAAAUAGUUUUUAUUUCGGAAUGUUUGCAACCUGUGAAAUAGGCAUGCAAACAUUAAAAUUUGUUCAUUUGGUUUAUAAAAACGACGAUUUAAUCCAAGAAGCUAUUGUGCUAUUGGCAUUAUGCCUUUUAGAGUCAAUUCGUAUACAUCUGGGACGUAAAGGCAGCUUAUCUGAUCACGGGUAUCAUGUAUGGUUGAGCGCAAUUUUGACAAUACCCGUCUCGAUGGGCGUACUAUAUCUUCUUUUCCUCCAAACCCAUGUUCUAUCACUCGAGUAUAUCCUAUGUGCCUUGAUGCUAUUGCUCCAAAUAACUGAACUAGCAUUUGCUAUUUUAUUCUUAUUCAGUCUUUGCAAACAGCCGACAUAUGAUUAAAAGUCAAAGAAGCAUCAAAAUCUACCAAACAUUUAUCAACAAUUUUGGACCAUCCCAACAAUUUACUAGUCAACAAAUAAUUAAAUACCAAAGAAAAAUACUCGAUUGAUAUAUAAGCUUUAAAUAUGCAAUACUAUUAGAUAAUAUUUCGAUUUGGUAAACAUUUUCUUACAAUUCUCUCUCCUUUCAAAAAAUCUCAGAAUGAUUCUGAGUUUUGUGAAGCUCGAGCUGAUCUUUUUAAAUUUAAAACAUGAACUUUAUCAAUUCUCACAUAAAAAAACUAUUCGAGUGAUCUACUUUAAUUAACAAUUUGCACUGUUUUUGUUUUUGUGUUUUGUUUCAUAAAUUUAGUUUGAAUUGAAGUGAUAAAAUUUUGAUUGAAUAAAAUUUCCUCAACUGUUUUUUUAAGUAAUUAUUCUUAAUUUGUUUCUUUUACAGAAUGCUUAAAAGAGUUUAAUUGUAAUAAAAGCGAGUUGGGGAAAUUUUAUUGUGAUCGUUAAAAUAAUAAAAUUAAUAAAAGGAAACCUUUAUAAACCAACAGAAGAUCUUUUAGACAUUUAAACGUUGUUUCAGUAGCUCAUGUUUUCUUCUUAAUGUUCUCAGUCGAUGAGAUGAAUAAACUCGAAUGAAUAUAGCUAGAAAUACUAUUACAAUACCAAAGAUACCUAACGGAGAAAUUUCAUGUUGAUAAAUGAUGCAAGAUAGGAGAAUCGCCAAAGCUUGUCUUAAUGUCAUGAUGAUAGUAAAAAUAACAGCUCCAAAUUUGGAAAUGGUAAAGAAAAUAAAAAGUUGACCCACUGUUGAACUUAUUGAUAAAAGAACGCAAUCGAGGAGAAACGAUGGAUGAUUUGCAGAAAAUUCAAAACCUUCUCUAAAUCCACCUUGAACAAAUAAUGAUGAAGCAGUGAAGAGAGCGCUAAAGAGAUUAACACCACACAUCAUUUGAAUGCUUGUUAUUCCAUAAGAUUUGAAUAAGUCACUUUGCCAGUUCGAUGUAAAGCUAUCGAAAACCAAAUACAAACAAAGCAGGAAGAGGCCAGUAAGUG